UUGCCGACCAACCCCGAGGAAAGCUGGCAGGUAUACAGCUCUGCCCAGGACAGUGAAGGGCGGUGCAUAUGCACAGUGGUGGCCCCCCAACAGACCAUGUGUUCACGUGACGCCAGGACAAAGCAACUGCGCCAACUACUAGAAAAGGUACAAAACAUGUCACAGUCAAUAGAGGUGUUGGACAGGCGGACCCAGCGGGAUCUACAAUACGUUGAAAAAAUGGAGAAUCAGAUGAGGGGGUUGGAAUCCAAGUUCAAGCAAGUGGAAGAGACUCACAAGCAACAUCUGGCCAGACAGUUCAAGGCGAUAAAAGCGAAAAUGGAGGAGCUUAGGCCCUUGAUCCCAGUGUUGGAGGAGUACAAAGCCGAUGCCAAAUUGGUUUUGCAGUUUAAAGAGGAGGUCCAGAAUCUGACGGCAGUUCUAAGCGAGCUCCAGGAGGAAAUUGGCGCCUAUGACUACGAAGAGCUUCAGAACAGAGUGUCAAAUCUUGAAGAGAGGCUCCGGGCUUGCAUGCAAAAAUUAGCCUGUGGCAAACUGACAGCAAUAAGUGACCCGAUCACAGUCAAGAUAUCCGGAUCAAGGUUUGGCUCGUGGAUGACCGACCCCCUGGCUCCAGAAGGGGAGAACAAGGUCUGGUAUAUGGACAGCUAUCACAACAAUCGCUUUGUCCGUGAGUACAAAUCCAUGGCCGAUUUUAUGAACACAGACAAUUUCACCUCUCACCGUCUCCCUCACCCGUGGUCUGGAACCGGCCAAGUCGUGUACAAUGGCUCAAUCUAUUUCAAUAAAUACCAAAGUCACAUAAUCAUCAAGUUUGACUUGAAAACGGAGACCAUCCUUAAGACUCGUAGCUUGGAUUAUGCUGGCUACAACAACGUCUACCACUAUGCCUGGGGCGGGCAUUCCGACAUUGACCUCAUGGUGGACGAGAAUGGCCUUUGGGCCGUCUAUGCCACCAAUCAGAAUGCGGGGAACAUUGUCAUCAGCAAACUGGACCCCAACACCUUACAAAGCAUCCAGACCUGGAACACCAGUUACCCAAAACGCAGUGCUGGUGAAGGAUUCAUCAUCUGCGGUACUCUGUAUGUCACCAAUGGCUAUUCGGGAGGGACCAAGGUGACCUACGCUUAUCAGACCAACACUUCCACUUAUGAAUACAUAGAUAUCCCCUUCUUAAACAAAUAUUCUCAUAUUUCUAUGCUGGACUACAACCCCAAGGACAGAGCCCUCUAUGCCUGGAACAACGGCCAUCAAAUACUCUACAACGUCACCCUUUUCCAUGUUGUCCGAUCUGAUGAAUUGUAGUCCACUUCUAUCUGGAAAGGAAUUGAAUGCAUAACAAAAACAAACAAGCAAGAAAAUAAAUACACGCGAUGUGGAAAUAUACCUAUUCAAGAAAAAAAAAAUACAGAAAGAAAUUUCAGAAACAGAGCAGCUACCAAAAUGUGUGAGCAAGAGGAUGAACCAGACUUGAAAACUUGCAAGAUCAGCACUUAACUUUCCAAUGUUCACAGAUUUAAGAUGUGUUCUAGACAAUGCAAAAGUUAAAAUAAAUCACUUGUUUGCAGCUGGAACUGCACUGGAAAAACCACUUUUGAGGAGGGUUUUGGAGGGUGGGGUGUUUUCUUCCCCUUAUGUUCCAAUAGCAAAGCUGUAGUUAUAUAGUACAAUGUAAGGCAAUGACUGUUGGAAAUUUAUUGUUGGGGUGGGUGUGGGGGAAAUACAGUUCUCUCUUGAUUUUCUCUCUCUCUUCUUUUUUUUGGUAAGUUGCAUGGCCAUUUUCGUACAUCACAAUCAGUUAUGAUGGAUGUGUAGUUUGUAUUUGGAAAUAUUCAGUUGAUUCAUGUUGGCAGUGUCUGAUUUAAGAAACAAGAGGUCAAAGGGUUGGGGUUGCCAUUCUGUUGGAGCUAGCUACCUUCUCUCCCUCCCUCUCCCCCUCCCUCUCUCUCCCCCACCCCUCUGUUUUAUGUCACCUUUAGGAUAACUGUUUGGAGACCCAAAGUAGCUAAUGGAUCUGUGUCUUUAAUAGCUAUAAAAUUUUUGAAAAAGGAAAAAAAAAGAAGUUUCCAGUAUAUACUAUGAACAAAUUGUUGUACCCAAAUAUUUGUUUGAACUUAUGUAUCCAGCCAAUAUCUUGUACAAUGUAUGUCUGUUAUUAACCAGAGGUGGCAAAAUUUGUAUGUCCAAGUUUAUGCAAAUGAAUGUUGUAAAUGCAAAUGAUGUCAUUUGGAUUAAUAAAUGAAGGUUUCAUAUCUUAAAAAGAUAAAAGCAGUGCAGCAUUUGCCCUUAAGCACAUAUAACGGUUUUAGUGAAGAUAAUAAAAUUAGAGGUGUAUCCCCCCCCACCC
Messenger RNA from Gekko japonicus, 2347 nucleotides. Its product is annotated as noelin. The record is from RefSeq and is a predicted model, not a curated record. The transcript is spliced from 5 exons. NCBI's taxonomy places the organism in Eukaryota, Metazoa, Chordata, Lepidosauria, Squamata, Gekkonidae. Gene Ontology annotation, biological process: signal transduction. Bases 97 to 1305 code for a protein of 402 amino acids.